GUGAACACGACAGCGUAACUUACAGCGGUUCCCUCACUUCUCCAAUUAACUACGUUCACGUUUAUUAUUAGCCAGCAUAAGUUGAUGAGCCGCGAGGGAGGUGGCUUCGCGUUUACCGUCGCCGCGAGCGCAGCUCACUCGUUUCAGUAGUGCGCCUGACGCGCGCCGGAGCGCACAGCCGGUCUCUCCACGAGCGACUUCAGAGAGAACUACCGCGCGAACUCACUUCAGCGGCGCGUCUCCGCUUCGUCGCGUCACAAUAAAGCGCUGCUUCGCGAAACGCACGGCAUGGUGACCGAGAGGAACGGAGGGAUUCUCUCUCCUGCGUCUUCAGCGGAGCUUCGGCGCUGAAUGAAACCGUCUGCGAAAUUAGCUGUCAAAGGCGCAGAUGUGCGGAGAGUGGAGAAAGUAGAGCCGUUUAGCGACUAUCGACAAACUUCUGCUGCUCUGACUGACAUCGACACGUCAUGGCAUCGGUGUCGUGGAGACACGCGCUCUUCUUCUCGCUUGUUGUGAAUCUGUCCGUGCUGGCGACAGCAUGCAGCAGUCAGUAUGGAAAUGCCAUUGAGGAGUUCUGCCUGGCCAAGUUCAAGCUGGACAUGGAGGUUCUCGAUCAGCGCCAGUGGUGCAGCUGGGAGGACACAGUUGAGUCAUAUGGAGAACUGACCAACUGCACGUUCCUGGUGGCUCUGAAGAUGAACUGUUUCUGGCCCAACCGCAUGGUGGACGAAUUCUUCAUCCGGGUGCACAGGCACUACUUCCGUGACUGCUCAAUGUCUGGACGGCUGCUUCACGAUCCACCCAAUCGGAUCUUGGGGCCUUUUAUCGUGGUGCCCAUUCUGGUGACGCUGCUCAUGACUGCUCUUGUGGUCUGGAGGAGUAAACGCAGCGAGGGAAUCGUAUAAUCAUCUACGAAAAAAACUGAACAAUACAGAAGGGGAUUUUUCACAGACUGCAAACACAAAGAAAGACUUGUUUCUCAUCAAGUGGUUGUAAAUCCAAACGGUUGUAGUGAACGCUGUCACUCUUAUCUGCACACAGAUAACAUACCAGUCAUUUAUACAGACAGAAACAUUUCUUUGAGGUAGUUUUCAACUAAGUAUUUUGUCAUGGCAGUAUUCUGUCAGUAAAACUGAUCUCCAGUCUGGAGGUCUGGAAGUCAUUAUCGUGAUGACGGAUACGUUUCACCUCGGAUGGACACACACCAAACUAGGGAGGACACUGUUAAUCCCACGAGUUUGCAAACCUUUACCAUCUUGUGAACAUUGGACACUGAACAAUCCCUUUGCGUCACCCAUCAUCCUCGGUGAAUUUCACACUCAUAAAUGUGCUUUGUGCCAAAUGAUGACAUUCAUUCAGUCAGUCAGUCAUUAUUAGUGUACUUUUGUUGAAUUAAGAAAGACGAGGAAGAAAGGAAGAGGGCUACAACCACGAACAUGCCAAUGAUAUUCACAUUAUUAUUAUUAUUAAUCCCUAAAAUGAACAUCACCAUCGGAUAUUGUAAGACACUCAAAAAGCUGUAAAAAAAUCUUAAGGUCUAAACUGAAUGUAUCUUUCAUACAAUAGUCAAUCUCACGAUGCAUUGCUUCAUCAAAAAAAAGUAUCCAAGAUUUUGGAGAGAUGUGAUCAAUUUGCUUCAUUUAAGUACUGAAAGAAAUCAAUAAAAACCUUUAAAUUACAAUCAAAAAUUGACUAUUGGACACAAUGUGUGGUGUAUAUAGUGCAGACCAACAACAGCAUCUCUGAGAAAACCAACUCUCCGUCUGUCAGUGCAGAGUAAAUUCGGCUAAAGACUGCGUCUUUUUGUUUUAAAUCAGAAUAGAAUGCUAUUAGGGACAAUGUGCUAUACUGCGUUGCAUUUAACCUUUUACUUGCUUAAAAGUCAAAAGUGUUCGGUUCAGUGUUAUCAUGAAAAGCCCCAAUUGUGUAACUCUCUGCCGAAGAGAUAAGACAUCUACAGUAUAUACUGCAGACAACAGACAGUCAGGCGGCUCAUCGGGUUCUGGAUCAGAGCCGCAGUGCUUUGUGCUAACAGUGGCUAUCAGAUACUAUUAGAAGCACUGAACCAGAAAGGAUCACUGCAUUUAUUUGGUGUCUCUCAUCUCAUGGGCUCUCGUCAUAAGGUCAUGUCGAGGGAAAAUAUUGUCUUUCUGUAGCGGAGAGCAACCUACCGGCUAAGAAGCUUGCAGCCUUUUUUGUGGAAUAAUUCAUAUAUUAGCACUAAAAGGAUGUUUUCAUUCGCAUGGUUCUGCUAAUUGCUUUUUAAGCUAUAUCUGUGUAUCUCUGGAGCUCUGUACCCACAGUGAGUGGUUUAAAAGCCUGUAGCGAACUGGACAGUGGCGCAGAGACGGUAGACUUUUCUAAUGUCAGCUGAAUUUCAAAGCAUCUGAUUUCUGUUGCCGUUAUAAUAAAGCCGUUAUAAUAAUUUUCCCUCAUUUGAGAUUUGCUUUGUAACGCAUCAUGUGCUGUCAGGAGAACAAAGAGUGACAAAGGUAGCCAUGUGGUCUUGAGUCACCAAAAUUUAGCUGUUAAAUUACAGCAGAUCAGAUAGAGCAUAGUAGUUACUAAACUAGUUUGAUGUCUGUUACAUGAUUUUGAUGUCUCUGCAUUUUGUAGCAAGAAGGAUGUUCAAGUGUUCAUGUGCUGUGUUCUUUUUACUUUCAACUUAAUUCUGUAAUGCCAUUAAAAAAAAAAAAAAAGAAAUUAUUGUAAAUAACUGCCUGCAUCACCAAUGCAUCACAAUUUUAUAAUGCGAAUUUGAAACCUAAAUCAGUACUCCAUUAAAAAAAAAAAAGAAAAGACACGAAGGAAAGAACUCAAAUG
This is a messenger RNA of Puntigrus tetrazona (Sumatra barb), 2823 nucleotides long. It is a transcript of the gene ramp1, whose product is annotated as receptor activity modifying protein 1. The coding region runs from base 468 to 905 and encodes 145 amino acids. Gene Ontology annotation, biological process: G protein-coupled receptor signaling pathway; regulation of G protein-coupled receptor signaling pathway; protein localization to plasma membrane. Gene Ontology annotation, molecular function: coreceptor activity. The record is from RefSeq and is a predicted model, not a curated record. Lineage: Eukaryota; Metazoa; Chordata; Actinopteri; Cypriniformes; Cyprinidae. The transcript is spliced from 3 exons. Gene Ontology annotation, cellular component: membrane; cell surface; signaling receptor complex.